AUGCCGAGCUGGAGCAGGGGUUUGCGGGGGCGGACCCCGAGCCGGGCCGGGGAGAAGGCAGCGGGAGCAGCAGGAAAGGCCUCUUUCACGGAGCGCCCCCGGCACUCCGACUCGGAGGACAGCGAGCGGCGGCGCAACCACAACAUCCUGGAGCGGCAGCGGCGUAAUGACCUGCGCUCGAGCUUCCUGACGCUGCGCGACCACGUGCCCGAGCUGGCGCGCAACGACAAGGCGGCCAAAGUGGUCAUCCUGAAGAAGGCCACCGAGUACGUGCGGGCGCUGCAGGCGCAGGAGCAGCAGCUGCAGCUCGACAAGAAGCGCCUCAUCGCCAAGCAGGAGCAGCUGCUGCACAAGAUGGCGCACGCGCGGACUUGCUAG
Messenger RNA from Gracilinanus agilis (Agile Gracile Mouse Opossum), 378 nucleotides. It is a transcript of the gene MYCN, whose product is annotated as MYCN proto-oncogene, bHLH transcription factor. Gene Ontology annotation, biological process: regulation of transcription by RNA polymerase II. Gene Ontology annotation, molecular function: RNA polymerase II cis-regulatory region sequence-specific DNA binding; protein dimerization activity; DNA-binding transcription factor activity, RNA polymerase II-specific. The transcript has 2 exons. Bases 1 to 378 code for a protein of 125 amino acids. The record is from RefSeq and is a predicted model, not a curated record. NCBI's taxonomy places the organism in Eukaryota, Metazoa, Chordata, Mammalia, Didelphimorphia, Didelphidae.